AUGACCGUGAUUCUGAUGAAAAACGUCUGCUUAAAUAAGGAUUCAUGCUAUGAAGAAUCGAAAAAAUUUGAAAAUGCCUCAUUACAGAACGUUGCCUCUAAUUCUCCAUUAAAGUCAUCUAAGACUAUGCCAAUUCAAGACUUCGACUUAUUCGACUAUAUCGCUCCGGUGGUCGUUGCUGUUGUGUUUGCAUUUUUCGUCUUCAUCAUUUCAUUUUGUUGCAUAAAUUUCUUCUGCGUUACUAAAUUUGAUGAUCUUACCGUUUUUGAAAAGACAGCAUUAAAUCUCGAAAUUGAACUUGCUGAGAAAAACAAGAGAUCUACAGCUACCUCUCCGGAGUCGCCAAAAAAGGCAGUGGCAUCACCAUUAAUAACUGCUCUUUGUUUUCCAAAACCAAGAAAAAGAAGAUUCAGCACCACACUAAGAUUUCUAAAAGAAAAAUCAGUCAAACCGAUUUAUCAAAUUGCGGCUAAAAGGAACAUAAGAAUGGGGCCUCACCGGGUAUCUACUGUCAAACGAGGCGGCUUUCCUUCAACGUAUGCUCGAGAUGAAGCAGCACGAGGAAUCGCAAUUUGA
Enterobius vermicularis (human pinworm) is the source of this 576-nucleotide messenger RNA. The record is from the annotation of a GenBank genome assembly. NCBI's taxonomy places the organism in Eukaryota, Metazoa, Nematoda, Chromadorea, Rhabditida, Oxyuridae.